CAAGAACGAGAGAAGACCUUACCUUGCCUCAAUGGUCAGCAACGUCAAAGAAGCAGAAAAAUGGCGUGUGCAAAUCAUCAGAGAGAUCUCAAAAAAGGUUUCGCAAAUCCAGAACGCUGGAUUGGGCGAAUUCAAAAUCCGCGACUUGAACGACGAGAUAAACAAGCUCUUGAGAGAAAAGCGGCAUUGGGAAAUCCGGAUCGUGGAGCUGGGAGGUCCCAACUACCGCCGUUUCGGUCCGCGAAUGCUGGACCACGAAGGACGCGAAGUACCCGGAAACCGUGGCUACAAGUACUUCGGUGCAGCUCGGGACCUUCCCGGGGUUCGCGAGUUGUUUGAACAAGAACCUCCGCCACCACCGAGAAAAACCCGAGCGGACUUGAUGAAGGAAGUGGACGCGGAUUACUACGGGUACCGAGAUGACGACGAUGGGGUUCUGGUUCCCUUGGAACGCGAGGCUGAGAUGAAAGCCGUGCAAGCCGUUAUGGAGGAGUGGAAGGCCAAGGGAGUGGAAGUUCGUGACAAGCUGGAAUUUGAUCCGGAAAGAGAAAUGGAUAUCGGAGAGGGCAGAACGAUUGUGCAUGUACUUGUGCCAACUCAAAAAGAUAUCGAGCUGGGUUUGCUGAAUAGAAGAAAGCGUGAAUUGCUCGCGGAAUAUGUUGAUGAUGAUCUUGAUGACGAUGAUGGAGGAGGUGGUGAUGAUCAAGAAGAAGCAGGGGAGAAAACGAUUGUCAGUGAUGCGAAUAUGGAAGAAGCAUAAAAUAAAUCGAUUUUGUAAACUUCA
Messenger RNA from Notodromas monacha, 784 nucleotides. The record is from the annotation of a GenBank genome assembly. Lineage: Eukaryota; Metazoa; Arthropoda; Ostracoda; Podocopida; Cyprididae.